This is a messenger RNA of Sus scrofa (pig), 2288 nucleotides long. It is a transcript of the gene CAMK2D, whose product is annotated as calcium/calmodulin dependent protein kinase II delta. Gene Ontology annotation, molecular function: calmodulin binding; ATP binding; calcium/calmodulin-dependent protein kinase activity. NCBI's taxonomy places the organism in Eukaryota, Metazoa, Chordata, Mammalia, Artiodactyla, Suidae. Gene Ontology annotation, biological process: protein phosphorylation. The record is from RefSeq and is marked provisional.
GUUUUCUAUUUCCCGGCCCCUCUUCUUGAGUACUUUGGCCCCUGCAUUUGGGGAGAGGGGCUUGCAAGGGAGCGGCGGAGCGUCCAGAGAAGAAGGAAGCGAGGCCGGGAGGAGGAAGAUCGGCGGACUGUAGGGAGGAGACCCCACGCCACCCUUUCUGGUCCUCUCCCCUCCCGCCCCGCCCCUACGCACACUCCCUCGCCGGCGAGCUACUUUCGGACGGGAAAGUGAGGGCGGCCCUGGGUGACAGCGCUGCUGGGCUAGUCCCGGGGAAGCCGCGCGUCUGCUCGCGUCUUGUCCGCCGCACUCCCAGCCAGGGGGACAGCCCGGACCGAGGAUGGCUUCAACUACAACCUGCACCAGGUUCACGGACGAGUAUCAGCUUUUCGAGGAGCUUGGAAAGGGGGCAUUCUCAGUGGUGAGAAGAUGUAUGAAAAUCCCUACUGGACAAGAAUAUGCUGCCAAAAUUAUCAACACCAAAAAGCUUUCUGCUAGGGAUCAUCAAAAACUGGAAAGGGAAGCUAGAAUCUGCCGUCUUUUGAAGCACCCCAAUAUUGUGCGACUUCAUGACAGCAUAUCAGAAGAGGGCUUUCAUUACUUGGUGUUUGAUUUGGUUACUGGAGGUGAACUGUUUGAAGACAUAGUGGCGAGAGAAUAUUACAGUGAAGCUGAUGCCAGUCAUUGUAUACAGCAGAUUCUAGAAAGUGUAAAUCAUUGUCACCUAAAUGGCAUAGUUCACAGGGACUUGAAGCCUGAGAAUUUGCUUUUAGCUAGCAAAUCCAAGGGAGCAGCUGUGAAACUGGCAGACUUUGGCUUAGCCAUAGAAGUUCAAGGAGACCAGCAGGCGUGGUUCGGUUUUGCUGGCACACCUGGCUAUCUUUCUCCGGAAGUUUUACGUAAAGAUCCUUAUGGAAAGCCAGUGGACAUGUGGGCAUGUGGAGUCAUUCUCUACAUUCUGCUGGUUGGAUACCCACCCUUCUGGGAUGAAGACCAACACCGACUCUAUCAGCAGAUCAAGGCUGGAGCUUAUGAUUUUCCAUCACCAGAAUGGGACACAGUGACUCCUGAAGCCAAAGACCUCAUCAAUAAAAUGCUUACUAUCAACCCCGCCAAGCGUAUCACAGCCUCAGAGGCACUGAAGCACCCAUGGAUCUGUCAACGUUCUACUGUUGCUUCCAUGAUGCACAGACAGGAGACUGUAGACUGCUUGAAGAAAUUCAAUGCCAGAAGAAAACUAAAGGGUGCCAUCUUGACAACUAUGCUGGCUACGAGGAAUUUUUCAGCAGCCAAGAGUUUGUUGAAGAAACCUGAUGGAGUGAAGGAGUCAACUGAGAGUUCAAAUACAACGAUUGAGGAUGAAGAUGUGAAAGCACGAAAGCAAGAGAUUAUCAAAGUCACUGAACAAUUGAUUGAAGCUAUCAACAACGACUUUGAAGCUUACACAAAAAUCUGUGACCCAGGCCUUACUGCUUUUGAACCUGAAGCUUUGGGUAAUUUAGUGGAAGGAAUGGACUUUCAUCGAUUCUACUUUGAAAAUGCUUUGUCCAAAAGCAAUAAACCAAUCCACACUAUUAUCCUGAACCCCCACGUUCAUCUGGUAGGUGACGAUGCUGCCUGCAUAGCGUACAUUAGGCUCACACAGUACAUGGAUGGCAGCGGAAUGCCAAAAACAAUGCAGUCCGAAGAGACACGUGUGUGGCAUCGCCGGGAUGGAAAGUGGCAGAAUGUUCAUUUUCAUCGCUCUGGGUCGCCAACAGUACCCAUCAAGCCAUCCUGUAUUCCAAAUGGGAAAGAAAACUUCUCAGGAAGCACCUCUUUGUGGCAAAACAUCUAAGGCCUGAAAACCAUUCACAUAUGGGUCUUCUAAAUAUCAACAGUGCCACUUCUGCAUUCUCUGUUUUCAAGGCACCUGGAUGGUAACCCUGGGCCGUCCUCUCCUCCUCUUCAUGCAUGUUUCUGAGUGCAUGAAGUUGUGAAGGUCCUACGUGUAAUGCAUAUGUGAUGCAUCAUUUGUCAUAUAUUCCUUCCUAUACAUUGUUUACACUUCUAAGGGGAUGUUCCAUGCAAACUUCAAUCACUGUUGGCAGACAAUAAGGGGAGGUCAGACAAAAAAACAAAAAAAACCCCGCAAUAUUCCGAGUACAGCCUAGUCAUCCAGUUUGUGUUCAUGCCAAGACUUAAGAGACUUCAAAAUCAUCGUCCUCUGAAUGACCGUUUGUAAGAGAAAUGUAAAUUUUUAAAAACUCUUUGCUGAUCAUCUGUUUUAGCUUGUUUGUUUAACCAAAAAA